UAUACGCAGGCACGCCGUCGACCUCCGGCCUGCCCGCAUCGGACAUUGGUCGUUUUUUAUUUUACUCCUAUGCCUUACAUUUCAUGUUACAAUCAGUUGUUUCUCACUUCUCACAAGGCAUCAAUUUUUUUAUUCCAUCGGUCAAGUCACUACAUCUUCCCACCCAUUCCCAUUCCCGCUUCGCUCUUCUCUCUCUUUGCAAGUUGCAGAUCAACGAGUCAGUUCUUCAAGUCGAUAAAACAUCUCCAUUCGCCUAACCUCGUGAGACUUUCGCUUACUUUACACCCCUCUUUUCUAUAAUGGCUGCUUUCAUACCUCCCAGUUGGUACUUUAGCGAUCACCAAGGAAAAACAAUCGCGAUGUAUGAGACUCGCCAGAAGCAGCGCUCAUCGGUGAAGCGCCGAAAGGUCAGGUUUGCGAGUCAGUUUCACAGGCUCACCAGAGUACUUUUCCCGUCCCCUUCAGGAAGCAGGCCUACAAGUCAGAUUAGUGGCUCGCCUCGGUAUCGAAGCCCUUCUCCUUUCCCCAGGCACAGACUCGCCGAAGAAGUCAACAUAACCGAGGGGCAGCCUGAAGAGCAAGAGGGCGCUACUUGGUGCGAUGUCCUCGACGAACCGUCGCGUCCCGCAUCACGCGGAAGUAACGCUUCGAGCAUACCUCCCAUUUCAUAUCUCGACGAUGUUCGCCAGAGCCGCUCUCCAUCCCGCCCGGCCAGUCAGGGCAUUCAAGCCAGACGUGAGGUCAAGGUGAUAACCCCACCUACAGAAGAACAACCACAAACGGCAAGCAUCGAGCAAAUGCCAUCUACCAUAGCCAACGACAAGACAUCACUCCUCCCCGACACCAAUGCUCUUGAGGUAGACAAUAGCAGCCAGUGGGAAGACAUGGACGCUACGGUUCACGACGCGACCAUGAUUGAAAUCCACGAUCUCAUAUCCUACUCCAUGUCACUAGACGACAUCCCCCUCAUCAACCCCACAAGACCUCUCCGAUACCUUGGAGUAAUCCCAGACGACAUUUCUUUCCACAGCGUUAGUUCGCAUGAGUCCAACACGAAAUACUUGUCGGCAAUCGGCUGGAUCGAAAGCAACGACUACCUCACACCCCACAAAACGAGUGCACGAUACUGCGACUACUCUGGCAGAUACCGCAGCAGUUACGACGCCUGGACUCCCCCCAAGAGACAGCGCAGUCUUACUCAGUCCUCCUCCAGCCUUAGUGCUGGCCAGUCCUUGCCCAACAUAAAUGCGGGCUUCGUCGGAUUGGAGGAGCAUAGGAGGGACCCAUUCGUGAAUCACCACAGAAAAACAAGAAUCCCAAACCCUCUUACUUACUCCAAAGUCAUAGCGGUUAACGAGGCACAGCCUCAAGAUUCACUGUCGUUCCUAAGGCAGAAUAACACGUCCCAGUCAAGCAUCAUGAGCAUACCCAUUUCACGAGAGUCGCUCGAGCGACUAUUCCCUCCUGCGCUUUUCAAGCAAGACCAGCCAGAGCCCGGCGACGAGAAGAAAAAGGGAUGGCGAAGCAGGUGGAAUUUAUUUUUCAAUAGGUGGACAUGGCUCAAGGUCAGAAAGGGGGGGUCAACUCGCUAGGGUUCCAAAGCCAGAGUCCACCUCUAGAAGUUGGAGCUUGACCCGGUCGAUUGCUCGAUCCCUCUCUGUGCUCGGCAAGAUCAACCUCGGCAGUGGCGGUAUCGACUGGGAUAACUGGAUGCAGGUCACUGAUGUCAAGGUCGACGAUCUCGCCCUUGGCUGGAAUCAGAUCAUUUAUUUUGAGCCGCCCAUGCAGCCUAUGUUCAUGGGGAGCAUUUGGAUCCGAGAGAUCCUUAUUGAUGUGGAAG
Messenger RNA from Neurospora tetraspora, 1840 nucleotides. RefSeq lists its product as uncharacterized. The record is from RefSeq and is a predicted model, not a curated record. The coding region runs from base 300 to 1592 and encodes 430 amino acids. The transcript is spliced from 2 exons. NCBI's taxonomy places the organism in Eukaryota, Fungi, Ascomycota, Sordariomycetes, Sordariales, Sordariaceae.